UCCGUUUAGUGCGUCUUUCUACCUAUCUUCAAGUUUCGCAUUACGUACCUUUAUUUUAUUAUUGCGAAAUACUUUUGACGCGAUAAAAGCAAACGCUAUAAUUGUCAAGUUGUUAAUCCCAUAGUUACGAAGACGAAAACUUAAUGAUGUUGAUCGAUCGUUCGACGUGAAAAACAUUAGACUUUUGUGAAACUCUCAACUAUUUCUCCUCCCUCGUCGCAGUCCCACCGACGGAUUCGUGCCGCUGCGCGGUUCGCGGUUGGUACGUUGAGUAACCUUGAACAAUAAUAUACCAAGUUGUUAUCUAUAGAAACAGCGAUUCGUGUGUCUACAUAUAUAGUCUUGCAACAUAAUUCCAUAAAAAAGGUUAUCUUAUCUUAGAAAAAUACGAAAUACGAAAGUUUGUUUAAUAUGCGCGAUGGCUGUUUCUGACUGGCUGUUUCAUUAAAACGUGGAAGAAAAGAAGCAAGCUCAGACGUUUGAGGAUCGAGUAGGCGCGAAGAUCGGAAUAAAGCACCCCGCCGAUAAUAGUUUGAGAUAAACCCAGGCUAUUGAAAUGUUUUAUUCGUGCAGGGAAAUAUCGGAAAAAUGGAGCACGUGGCCUCAGUGGUUGGCUGCUUUCGAAGUGGUGCAUCUUGGGCUAUCGAACGGACUUGCGGGAGGAUGGACGUCACCGUUUCUUGCAAAAUUAACAGGACCGGAUUCGGAAUUAGCCGUGACGAACGAGGAAGCUUCUUGGAUAGCCUCGCUCGUUCCUGUCGGAAGAGUAUUAGGCGCGAUGUGUGGUUCCAUCAAUGUAUACUAUUUCGGUAGCAAAUUCUCGGUACUCUGCACCGGAUUGCCCCUUGCUCUCAGUUGGAUAUUUCUGAUAAUCGCCAAUUCGGUAAAUUGGAUAUACGCAGCGAGAUUAUUGCAGGGAAUAUCAGUGGGAAUGUUUUUUGGAACUGUUCCAUUGUACGUCGGUGAAGUGUCGCAUCCAAAGAUCCGCGGGGCCAUGAUCAGUGUCCUCAUAAGUGCAUUGGCGAUCGGCUUUAUCGUCGGUAACCUGAUGGGUUCCCUCAUGUCCAUGUGGCUUUUUUCGGUAGUCAGUGCCAUACCUACCGUUGGAUUUCUCCUAUUUUUCGCACUCUUACCGGCGACACCGCACUAUUUGGUUUCGCAAGAACGUUACGACGAAGCGGCCGAAUCAAUAUUGUGGUAUCAGCGGGACGCGGACGUUAAGAAAGAACUGGAAUCCCUUCGCCGUUUCGUAACUUCUAUGAAGUCUCUGACUUUCUGUGAAACCCUACGGGAAUUCAGUGUGCCUCAAAAUCGAAAGGCGCUCGUAAUGGUCGCCAUGGUUUUUAUACUUUUGCAAAUUGGUGGAACGUACACGUUGGGUUAUUACAUGGAAAUAAUACUGAGGCGAGCCGGCGUUAAAACGCUUCUUGAUCCCGGCAUGGCCGUCGUUGUUAUCGGCAUAGUAGGCAUUUCCGGUGGUUUUUUCGCUAUGUACGCCAAUGACAAAUACGGUAGAAAAAUGGUUUUGGGCGGAUCGUGUUUCGGUUUGACCAUUAGCCUCGGCCUGUUGGGCGCUCAAUAUGUUUUUAUCGAUCAUAAUUUAGCAACGCCUAGCCUCGAGUGCUUGCCGAUCGUUGCGAUGAUGGCGGUCGAAUUUUUCGUCAAUCUCGGCAUCGGUCCCGUUCCCAGUACGAUGGUCAGUGAAAUUUUUUCCCCCCGGACCAAGAGCAUCGCUUCGUGCGUCGCCAAUAUGUCAUCCGGUUUGUUCGCUUUUGUUAACACUAAAACGUAUCAAGCGAUGAUCGAUACCAUGCCCGAUCAAUACGUCAUCUGGUUUUACGGAAUAGUCAUGGGGCUUCUUGGUGUCUAUACUGUAAUUGUAUUGCCCGAAACUAAAGGUAAAUCGUUACAGGAGAUUCAAGAUAUGCUGUCUCUCAAAUAAAUCAUUCUUUUUAA
Messenger RNA from Venturia canescens, 1956 nucleotides. Its product is annotated as facilitated trehalose transporter Tret1-like. Gene Ontology annotation, cellular component: membrane. Gene Ontology annotation, molecular function: transmembrane transporter activity. The coding region runs from base 557 to 1942 and encodes 461 amino acids. The transcript is spliced from 2 exons. NCBI's taxonomy places the organism in Eukaryota, Metazoa, Arthropoda, Insecta, Hymenoptera, Ichneumonidae. The record is from RefSeq and is a predicted model, not a curated record. Gene Ontology annotation, biological process: transmembrane transport.